AUGAGAGAGAUCGUAAGCAUUCACAUUGGUCAGGCCGGAGUUCAGGUCGGGAAUGCUUGUUGGGAGCUUUAUUGUCUUGAACAUGACAUUAAACCUGAUGGCUUCAUGACGAGUGAUGAUUUACAAGGCACGGGCAACGACUCGUUUAAUACGUUCUUUAGUGACACCGGUUCGGGGAAAAACGUACCAAGAGCCGUAUUUGUUGAUCUUGAACCAACUGUCAUCGAUGAGGUCCGGACUGGGGCAUAUAGACAACUCUUCCACCCCGAACAACUCAUUUCUGGCAAAGAAGACGCUGCCAAUAACUUUGCUAGAGGACACUACACAGUGGGCAAAGAAAUUCUUGAACUAUGUCUUGACCGAGUCCGAAAGUUAGUCGACAACUGCACCGGAUUGCAAGGCUUUAUGGUCUUCAAUGCCGUUGGUGGUGGCACUGGUUCGGGCUUAGGUUCGUUGCUUUUAGAACGUCUUUCGGUCGAAUAUGGAAAAAAACCAAAACUUGGGUUUUCUAUCUUCCCAUCUCCACAAGUUUCGACUGCGGUUGUCGAGCCUUUUAACAGUGUGUUAUCGACUCACUCGCUUCUCGAACACACGGAUGUUGUCGCACUACUCGACAACGAAGCGAUAUACGAUAUUUGUAGAAAGGCGUUAGACAUUUCCAGGCCAAGUUACACCAACUUAAACCGCUUGAUUUCUCAAGUAAUCUCGUCUUUAACCACCUCAUUAAGGUUUGAUGGGGCGAUUAACGUUGAUAUUACAGAGUUCCAAACGAACUUAGUUCCGUACCCUCGUAUUCAUUUCAUGCUUUCAUCGUAUGCGCCUGUGAUAUCAUCCGUUCGAGCUCAUCAUGAAGAGAACUCGGUGAAUGAGAUCACGACCGCGGUGUUUGAGCCGGCGAACAUGAUGGCUAAAUGUGACCCGACACAUGGGAAAUAUAUGGCUUGUUGUUUGAUGUAUCGGGGUCAAGUGAUACCCAAGGAUGUUAAUACUGCUAUUGGUUCUAUCAAGAACAAACGUACAGUUCAGUUUGUUGACUGGUGUCCUACAGGUUUCAAGUGCGGAAUCAACUACCAGGCACCAUCAGUAGUCCCUGGCGGCGAUCUUGCAAAGACUAAACGUGCGGUGAGCAUGAUAAGUAACAACACCGCGGUUGGUGAGGUUUUUAAUCGCAUUGACCACAAGUUUGACCUGAUGUAUGCAAAACGAGCAUUCGUGCAUUGGUAUGUUGGUGAAGGAAUGGAAGAAGGCGAGUUCUCAGAAGCCCGUGAAGAUCUUGCUGCACUCGAGAAAGAUUACCAGGAGGUCGGAGAAGACGCCCAGGAAGAAGAGGAACAAGAAGAAGAGUGA
Messenger RNA from Helianthus annuus (common sunflower), 1347 nucleotides. Its product is annotated as tubulin alpha-5 chain. Gene Ontology annotation, cellular component: cytoplasm; microtubule. The record is from RefSeq and is a predicted model, not a curated record. Gene Ontology annotation, molecular function: GTP binding; structural constituent of cytoskeleton. NCBI's taxonomy places the organism in Eukaryota, Viridiplantae, Streptophyta, Magnoliopsida, Asterales, Asteraceae. Bases 1 to 1347 code for a protein of 448 amino acids. The transcript is spliced from 4 exons. Gene Ontology annotation, biological process: mitotic cell cycle; microtubule cytoskeleton organization.